Trichechus manatus latirostris (Florida manatee) is the source of this 3099-nucleotide messenger RNA. It is a transcript of the gene TRADD, whose product is annotated as TNFRSF1A associated via death domain. The coding region runs from base 1678 to 2607 and encodes 309 amino acids. Gene Ontology annotation, cellular component: tumor necrosis factor receptor superfamily complex. Lineage: Eukaryota; Metazoa; Chordata; Mammalia; Sirenia; Trichechidae. The transcript has 6 exons. Gene Ontology annotation, biological process: extrinsic apoptotic signaling pathway; positive regulation of canonical NF-kappaB signal transduction. The record is from RefSeq and is a predicted model, not a curated record. Gene Ontology annotation, molecular function: transmembrane receptor protein tyrosine kinase adaptor activity.
UUGGAAACCCUAUGGGACAGUCCUACUCCGUCCUUUAGGGUCUCUAUGAAUCACAAUCAACUCGACGGCAAUGGGUUUUGGAGCCUGGGGUUCCAGAUAUUAUCGGCCGGGCUUGUACGUGGGACCCAUAGAUACCCCAUUCUGAGUGCCAGGGAGUAACAGAUCAGAGGUCAACGAGCCCGACCCCCGGGGAGCACCACAAAAUUCUGGUCCUCAGGUGGUGUCCCCCCGGUGCCCCCUUGUGGAUCCAUCCCAAUUCCACCGGAGGAGGCGGAGCAGCUCUCAUCCUGGGGCCCUCUAGCCUCUUAAGAAAGGCGAUCUUUCGAAGUCCCUUCCUGCUUCCUGCCGUCUAGCUUCGGCGCCGGUGUCUUACCAGCUCAGCGGUCCAGCCAUGUCCAAGGUGUGGUCCUGGCUCCUCCUGGCACCCUCUCUUCUGAAGCUCCUUGUUACUCAUGCAAAUAGAUGCCUGCUGGGGCUGGAGCAGUGACAUCCAGGAUGCCCACAGUUGGAUCUCAGCACCCCUCCUAGCCCACCAUAUGUAAAUGCCGAAGACCCAGGAAUAAGGGAGUGUGACUAAUGGGCAGGAGGUUUUUGUCAGAAGAUGACAGAAGGGACCCUGCUCUGGCUGGACAGGGAAGGGAUAUGUAAAAGAACCAUUUGAGUUGCAUAUGACAAGAGCCCAGCUCCAAUGACUUUAGAACAACAACAAAAAAAUGAUUUAGCCCACAUAACUGAAAAGUCCAGGGUGCAGUGGCUUCAGGAAGAGCUAAUUCCAGGAGCAAAGUGUGGUUAGGAAUUCAUCUCUCCAUCUCUUAUCUCUGUAUUCCUCUCUGUGGGCUUCAUUCUCAGCCAGGCUUUCUGAAAGCAAUGGCAAAGGAGAUCUACCACUUCCCACCAGUCAGCCCCAAGAGAAGGGAAGCUAGUACCUUUUUCUUACUGGGCUAGCCAAAGUUGCAGGAUUGAUUUUGAUUUGGUUCAGCUUGAGUCCUAUGCCCAUCGCUGAAUUAAUCACUGCGGGAGGUGAAUGGAAUAUGCUGAUUGGCCGGGCCUGGAUCGCAGGCACAGAUCUGGAGCCAUAGAGUGGGAUUAGCCCUCUCAACAGGCACAUUGAUUGAGAAGCAGGAGGGGGAAGUCCCUAAAGUUCUGUCAGGGUUGAGAGAGGGAUCUUGGGCAGGCUCAAACUACAGGCAUCCUUGGAAGUGAAGCCAGGGGGCUGAAGAACAGGUGCAGUGGGAGUGCAGGUGAGAGAGCCUCCUGGAGGCUCAAGUUUAAGCUGAGGACAAAGCCAGGACAUGGGUACCAUUGGCUGUGGGAUAUGGCCACUAUCCGUGAUGAUGUCUCCUAAACUGUCAGCUUUGGCUUUGAGUAAGAGAGACUCUCUGGCCUGAGGAGGGAGCAGAGCUUCUGCCUCCACUGUAGAGUCGUGACUCUGUUCUCCUGCCACUCUGACCCUGGGCUCUUUCUUGGAGAAGGCAGUGUAGGGACAGACCUCAUUGCAAGGCUGGGCUCAACUCGGCUCUGUGCAGUGCACAAGGGGCUACCUGUGAGAUGGUGAACUUCCAGUCCCAAGGGUGCCAGCUGGGUGGGGCUGCAGUGGUGGAGACAGCCGGGCCAGGACAGAGCUGUUUUCAGGUCUGGGAGUGACUUGGAGACCUCACUGCAAAUUCAGGAGUUGGGAUGGCCGCGGGGCCAAAAGAAUGCGAGGAGUGGGUGGGCAGCGCAUACCUGUUUGUGGAAUCUUCGGUGGACAAGGUGAUCCUGUCAGAUACCUACGCUAACCCCCAGAAGAAGGUGGCAGUGUACAGCGCCCUGCGGACUGCAUUGGCAGAGAGCAGCGGGAGCCCGGACCAGCUGCAGAUGCUCAAGAUCCAUCGCAGCGACCCGCAGCUGAUCUUGCAGCUGCGUUUCUGCGGACGCCAGCCGUGCGACCGCUUCCUCCGCGCCUACCGCGAGGGGGCGCUGCGCGCCGCGCUGCAGAGGUGCUUGGCGGCGGCACUUGCCCUGAACUCGGUGCUGUUGCAUCUGGAGCUGCGCGCUGGCGCUGAGCGGCUGGACGCUUUACUGUUGGACGAGGAGCGCUGCUUGAACUGCAUCUUUGCCCAGAAGCCCGACCGGUUGCGGGACGAGGAACUGGCUGAACUGGAGGAUGCGCUCCGGAAUCUGACGUGCGGCCCGGGGGGCCAGAGUGACGACGUGGAGGUCGCUCCGGCCCCCUUGCAGUCCCAGGCCCCCUCCCUGUCAGAGAAGCCAUCGCCGCCUUCUGGCCAGACUUUUCUGUUCCAGGGUCAGCCUAUAGUGAACCGGCCACUGAGCCUACAGGACCAGCAGACGUUUGCUCGCUCAGUGGGCCUCAAAUGGCGCAAAGUGGGGCGCUCACUGCAGCGCGGCUGCCGAGCGCUGCGAGACCCGGUGCUGGACUCCUUGGCCUAUGAGUAUGAGCGCGACGGGCUGUACGAGCAGGCCUUCCAGCUACUGCGGCGCUUCGUGCAGGCUGAGGGCCGCCGCGCUACGCUGCAACGCCUAGUGGAGGCGCUGGAGGAGAACGAGCUCACCAGUCUGGCGGAGGACUUGCUGGGCCUGGCGGAUCCCGAUGGCCGCCUAGUUUAGGCCCAGUACCCAGGGAAGGGGCGGUCUGUCAGGCGCUCAGCCAGGAGCACCUUUAUGCCUCUAGGCUCCCUUCUGCUGCUACUGCUGAUCUCUGCCCAUUCACAGGACUCCUAGACCACACUUAAAACCCCACUUGGCCUAUCUGCUGGAGCUGCUGGGGCAGAGUUGACUGCCCCAAGCAGGGACACGGGAAGGGCCCACAAGCUUGCUGGGGUACACCAUUGAGGAUUCCACUCCAGAUACUAGGAUAGAAAUGGGUCUGGGGGACCUGCUGUGGGGUCUGCCUGCCCCCCCCCCCCAAGAGGAGCUUGUGGCCAGUCCUUACCUCUUCACUGAUUGAACAGUUACUCAUUAGGCACCUGCUGUGUCGUAGGCAUCUUCCUGGAUGCUGUAAACACUUGGUGAGCAAGAUACAGGAAUCCUGCCUGCCCACAGCUCACACUCAAUACGGGACCUCAAAAAUUAAGUAACAGUAAUAAAAUGUAACCCAUU